AUGCAUCGAGUACGCUCCCGUGCGUCGUUCUCUAACCGCUCUAGUGAAGACCUCGUUCAGGUGCCGCCGGGUCUUGAGUUGGACGAAGAGGAGCUCGCGCUCCUGGAGCAACAGCGCCAGCUCGAGAACGCCUUAGCACGACACGAGCACGGCAAUGUUCCCCGAUCUCUUUCUCGACGCAUCCUGGACUAUAUGGUCCAGAGCAGCGACGGCGCUGAUCUGAGAACGAAUCAGUCAAUUCUGGGCACGGAGUCGAGGGCGUUUCCGGAAUGGAGCACGUUUCAGCGCCCGGUAGCACGGAAGGGUCCACGAUACGACGAGCUUCGACUGGGCGAGCUACUUGUACGACGUGGUCACCCGUUGCCGUACGGCGUGAGCCUGAGCCCGGAGGGCACGAAUUUCGCUAUUUUCACAGAUGAGGAGGAGCAUGUGGCCCUGAUCCUUUAUCCGGCCAAGUCGCGGCGUCAGCUAAGGCACGAGCGUUUGCAGUCUGCAGCUGCUGCAUCUAUCGAAAGCGCCACGCCUGUGACCUCGAAUACUGAGAAGUCCGCACCCAAGACAGACUCUCACAGUGGCGAGCAUGUCAUGGACAAACAAACCGAAACUGCACCACCCAGCGACGCAUCGCAAGAGACGGGUGCGAGAGAAAGUUCCGAGAGCACGCCCGCUAGGACAGAGUCUGCUGCUUCUGCGCUGUUGCGCAGGAAUCGGGCGCCGUUUAUCGUUCGCGAGAGCAGCACGGACGACGAGGACCGCUUUGAAGACGUCCGUUCGAACGCUGGUAGCACCGGCGGAAGCACACCGCGAGCGAUGAGCGAAGGCCUCGAAGAUCCCAGUAACAACGAUGCGGUGAUGACCACGAGCGCGCUCCAGAGCAGCACAAGGCAAGCAAAGUCGGUACUGGCUACCGCACAAAUUUUACCGCAUCAGAGCGGACUGCUCUUCCCGAUGGAUUGGUUUUUACCGGUCCCAAGUAUUGACGACGCAAAACCUCUAAUUAUCGAACUUGAUCCUGUCAUCCAUCGAACAGGCCAUGUUUGGCACGUACAGAUCGCCCCAAAUGUGGAACAUUAUGCCUAUGCAUGGCGCAUCGGCGAUCGACCAACGCGCUGGGGCUCAAACAUCGUCCUCGAUCCAUACGCUAAAUGCGUUUUCUCUCCACCGAGUGCGGAUUUCAACCGCCCACCGGGACCUUAUCGGCCGAUUUGUGGUGUUCCCGCUAUUGGAGAACUCGAUUUCGACUGGGAUGGCGUCCUUCCUCCACGGUAUCCGUUUAAGGACUUGAUCAUCUAUGAGCUGCAUGUGAGAGGUCUCACAAAGCAGACUACUUCGCCCUAUGCGGGUACCUACCUGGGCGUCAUUGAAAAGAUACCGUACUUGAAGCAACUCGGUAUCAAUGCAGUUGAAUUGAUGCCUUGCGCCGAAUUCAACGAGACCGAAUGGGACAUGCGAAAUCCGAGCACCGGCGAACGAUUGUGUCAGUUCUGGGGCUACUCACCGAUCUCUUUUUUUGCGCCCAUGAAUCGUUAUGCGAUGCAGGGCUUUACCUCGGCUGUGCGGGAAUUCAAAACCAUGGUUCGCGAGCUGCAUCGCCACGGCAUCGAGGUCAUCCUUGAUGUGGUUUUCAACCACACCGGGGAGUUUGGAGACGACGGACCGCCGCCCCUCUUUUACCACUUCAAAGGCCUCGCGCUGAGUACUUAUUAUAUUCUGGAUAGGAAGAAUCAGUUUGCAAACUAUAGCGGGUGUGGCAAUUCGCUCAGUGCGAAUCACGUUGUCACUGCGGAGUUCAUCCAUGAGUGUGUUCGGUACUGGGCUCUGGAGAUGGGUGUCGACGGCUUUCGCUUUGACUUGGCUGCAGUGAUGUGUCGAGACCCGCAAGGUCAGCCCAUGGCGAGUCCGCCGGUAAUCGAGCGGCUCAGCAAAGAUCCCUGCUUACGGCACUUGAAACUGAUCGCAGAACCAUGGGAUCUGGGUCAGUACCUGGUCGGACAUUUUCCACAUUACGGGUGCUGGGCGGAGUGGAAUGGUCGCUUUCGAGACACGGUACGGCGUUUCAUUAAGGGAGAUCCGCAUCUGAUCGGUGACUUUGCAACCCGUCUAUGCGGCUCAGAGGAUCUCUACGCGAACGGACGACGUCCGUGGCACUCCAUCAACUUUGUCACCGCUCAUGAUGGAUUCACCCUCUACGACCUGGUUUCCUACGCCGAAAAACAUAACUGGGAUAAUGGUGAGGAAAACCAGGACGGUGAAAGCCACAACAAUAGCUGGAACUGCGGCUUCGAAGGCGACGGGACCCCGAAUCCGAACAUUUUCUUCCUGCGGCAGAAGCAGAUGCGCAACUUUCUGGUAGCGUUGCUGAUAUCGACGGGUACCCCAAUGGUGCUUAUGGGUGAUGAGUAUGGCCAUACACGUCGCGGAAAUAAUAACGCCUGGUGCCAGGACAACGAGCUGAACUACAUGGAUUGGGAUAAGGUUGCUCGCGAUGAACGGGGUCUGGUUCGGUUCACGCGCCUCAUGAUCCUGUUCCGGCGGGUGAACACCUUCCUCUGUCGUCAGAACUUCGUCACCAGACACGACGUGAGCUGGAUCCAUGCCGACUGGAGUAGUGCCUACAACUUCCUGGUGAUGAGAAUCAUCGAUCCCGGAAACGAUGACUUGCUGGUGGGGUUUAAUGCCGGUCCCGAGCGGCGCACGGUCACUGUACCACCGCUGUCGAGCGAUCGCCAGUGGCUCCGCAUCGUGGACACCAAUCUGGCUCCGCCGUUGGAUUUCUGUAACGGAGAUAAUCCAACCAAGAUCUACGGCACCUACGUCAUGCAACCCUGGAGUUCGAUUAUUCUCCAGAGCCACCGCCGCAGCGUGCUCAUCCAGAGCUUGGAAGAACACCUUCGCGGACGCGAAGCAGCCUCCUAG
This is a messenger RNA of Cyanidioschyzon merolae strain 10D, 2916 nucleotides long. RefSeq names its product isoamylase. Bases 1 to 2916 code for a protein of 971 amino acids. Gene Ontology annotation, biological process: carbohydrate metabolic process. NCBI's taxonomy places the organism in Eukaryota, Rhodophyta, Bangiophyceae, Cyanidiales, Cyanidiaceae. The transcript has a single exon. The record is from RefSeq and is a predicted model, not a curated record.